This is a messenger RNA of Pelobates fuscus (common spadefoot toad), 1019 nucleotides long. RefSeq lists its product as uncharacterized. NCBI's taxonomy places the organism in Eukaryota, Metazoa, Chordata, Amphibia, Anura, Pelobatidae. The coding region runs from base 4 to 705 and encodes 233 amino acids. The transcript has 2 exons. The record is from RefSeq and is a predicted model, not a curated record.
GCCAUGCACAAGAAGCUUGGACAUCUAAUGAGCCAAGAAUCAAUUAUAAUGGAGGCUCCAAAGCCAGAUCUGAAAGAACCAUCAGUCAAGGUUCCUGAAGACAAACCACCACGUCAAAACAAAAGGAGAUACACAUAUUUAGUUACUGCUGAAAAUCAAAAGAAGAGAAACAGUGUAGACUCAGAUAUUGCAAGAGCAUUUCCUGGUGGACCAGCAGCCCACGUCUCCUUUUCACAAAAAACGGCAAAUUGUUUGACAGUAAGAGCUGAAGGUUCUAGUUCUGGGGUGUACAAUUGUCCAAAACAACCACCGCUUACUACUGACAAUACCACUCCUGUUUCCUCCAACCAAUUCACUGAUAAAUUGUUAAGUAAACCAAGAUCACCUGUUGGGUUGGUAAGAUCUUCUUCAGAAAGUCCCCGACACACAGCAAACAUUAUAAAACAUUACAAAUCACCCUCUCCAAGAGAAUUAGUAAGGAAUCCCCCCAGAAACUCAACAAAUACCUCAAUCAUUGUCUCACUCCAAUCUGGUCAGAAUCCCCCAGCUCCCUCUGCAUCAGUGUCUCCAAGAAUUAGCCGACUGCUUCCUGGAAUACUUGACCGUGAUGAAACGGUCAGGGAAGAGAGAAUCCAGAGGCUUAAAAUACUUUGUAGUGAAUACAAUCAGAAGGUUGAGGAAUUGCAGCAGCAUAAGAAGCUAUAAACGCAGAUUGUACCGAUACUGUGUCCGCAAAGAAGAAAAUAAAUAAAUUAAAGAAACGUCAUUUUUCGUCAUUUUUGUCUGUUUUGCAAAGAAAAGAAACUUAACUUACAUUGCUAGCGUCAACGCCAACAGAAGUCAGACGUAGAUAUACAGCUAGCAAUCUGAUGAAGAAAUGAUAGUAGCACUGUCUCAAUCGUUAGCGGCUACUUCUGGCAAUGCUACACAGUUAUACUUGGCCUGAAAAAAGAAAUACAUUUUGUUUUGAUUCAUGAAUUUUCAAAUUUGGUUUUGUCUGAAAUGUGAACAAUAUAGAU